Messenger RNA from Esox lucius (northern pike), 1357 nucleotides. Its product is annotated as mannose-P-dolichol utilization defect 1 protein. The coding region runs from base 40 to 810 and encodes 256 amino acids. NCBI's taxonomy places the organism in Eukaryota, Metazoa, Chordata, Actinopteri, Esociformes, Esocidae. The record is from RefSeq and is a predicted model, not a curated record. The transcript is spliced from 7 exons. Gene Ontology annotation, biological process: oligosaccharide biosynthetic process.
GAGGGGAAACAUUCCAGGUACACAAAGCUGUGUGAAACGAUGGCCUGCACGGAAGUUGAUGUGGAGGAGCUUCUGUCUCCAACUGAAGAGUUUUUACUUACAUACCUUAUGCCAAAGAAAUGUUACGAUUACUUUUUUGUCGACUUGAACGUUCUGCACGUGCCAUGCUGGAAGAUAGUUUUGAGCCAAACUGUGGGAAUUUGGAUCAUUCUUGGGACUGUGUUGGCGCAGCUCCCUCAGUUGUGGAGGAUUCUGAGAACCAGGAAUGCAUCAGGAAUCAGUUGGUGGUCUGUCUUAUUGCAUGUAUAUGCCAUCACAGGACCUCUUCUCUUUUGUAUCACCAAUAAUUUUCCUCUUGAAGCCUGGGCAGAGAGACUGUUCAUGUUAAUCCAGUGUUUGGCAAUGGGGUUUCUCAUCCAACACUACAAUAGGAACACCUUAAAAGGUGUUUUGUUCCUCCUGGCCUAUGCUGUUGUGAUGUUGCUCCUUACAUUUGCCCUGACUUCGCCCCUGGUCCCUGAAUGUAUUGUGUCCGUGAUGCAAGCCUCCAGCAUGCUGGCUGUUGUUGUAAGCCGGGUGAUUCAGGUAGCCACUAACUACCUCCACGGCAACACAGGCCAGCUGUCACCUAUGUCCGUAUUCCUAGUUUUCACUGGCUCCCUUGCUCUCGUCUUCACAUCUCUACAGGAGACUGGAGACUGGAGCUGUUUGUCUACUCUGACCCAUCUGAUAGCUGCUUCUCUUAGCUGCCUGCUCCUGGCCCAGGUGGUGUGUUACCAGGAUUGCAGUACUAAAGAUAAGACGGAGUAGUAGUUGAUCAGUCAUUAGUGUGUGUGUCUGUGUGUUAUCCAGGCUAACAAUACAUUUAUGGACCAGAAGGCCCCACAAAGAUAGUAACACCGAUCAGUCUAAAAAAAAUUUUGCAAAGACCUUGCUGGGGAAAAAUUUCCAGCUUAGGAGUUAGGGCAUAGGGAAAAUGUAUAAUUGGUCACAGUGGUAAGGGGUUACUUUCAGGUUAGGUACAGAUUAGGCAUUAGGACCAGGUAAAAUGUAUGUUAGGAUUGGAUUUAAGUUUAGGGCUAAGGGAUUGGAACUUCUGGUGCCCACAAGGAUAACAAAUAACUGUGUUUGUGUGUGUGCAUGUCUACGGUUCUGUUCUGUAAAAUUUGGUCUUAAUGUUUCAGGUCACAAAACUGUAUUUUUACACUGACAGAAAUUGCAUUGUUGCUUGGAAACCAUAAAUACUGUGAUUCUCAUUGGGGCCUCUAGAGAGAGACAGAGCUCAAUUUUCAAGCCAAACUUGAGGAAAGCUGAUAACUGUUAUGUCUUUAAAAAAUAAAUAAAGAACACACAUUUU